Molecule: messenger RNA, 1440 nt
Organism: Scedosporium apiospermum
Lineage: Eukaryota; Fungi; Ascomycota; Sordariomycetes; Microascales; Microascaceae
Product: Sir2 family protein
Exons: 2
Coding region: 1-1440 (479 amino acids)
Molecular function (GO): NAD+ binding
Source: RefSeq, a predicted model, not a curated record
AUGGGUCAAGAAGAGUCCCAGGUCGACGAUGCGCGCACUCCGGUAACGCUUGAGGAGCGAUCGCUCUCGGCCGUCGCAUCUCUCAUAAAGAAUGGCAAGGCUCAGCAAAUCGUGGUCUUAACUGGCGCAGGCAUUUCAACAUCUGCUGGUAUCCCCGACUUCAGGUCUCCCAAGACCGGCCUCUAUGCAAACUUAGCCCGGCUAAAUCUUCCAUAUCCCGAGGCUGUCUUUGACAUUCAAUUCUUUCGCAAGAAUCCCCUCCCAUUCUACGUCCUAGCCAAGGAACUCUACCCCGGCAAUUUCCACCCUACCUUAUCCCAUGCCUUCAUUUCUCUCCUCGCCACCAAGGGCCUUCUUCACAAACUCUUCACCCAGAACAUCGACUGCCUCGAAAGGGCAGCCGGUGUACCCCAUGACAGGAUCAUAGAGGCUCAUGGCAGCUUCGCCACCCAGCGAUGCAUCGAGUGUAAGACUCCUUUCCCCGACGAGCUGAUGAAAAUCCAUGUCUAUCAGGCCCGCGUACCCAAGUGUGUUACACCGGGGUGCUCCGGUCUCGUGAAGCCAGACAUUGUCUUCUUCGGCGAGGCUCUACCGGCGGACUUUUCUAUGAACUCGGACGCUUUAAGGGCCGCCGACCUGGUCAUUAUCCUCGGGACUAGUCUGACGGUCUACCCAUUUGCCGCUCUGCCCGACCUGUGUUUGCCGAAAACUCCCCGUCUCCUCUUCAACCUGGAGCGCGUUGGGACUCUCGGGGGCCGUCCAGAUGAUGUCCUCGUUCUCGGACCAUGCGAUGCGGGAGUCAAGCAAUUUGCCGAGGAACUUGGAUGGCUGGAUGAGCUGAACGAAUUGUGGGCAAAGAUCGUCGGUGAUGAGGAGGUGGCUAGGCAGCGUCUUAGACAGGAGAGCCCGGCCCAGGAUCUCAAGAUGCUCGACGAGGAGAUUGUCGAGUCGCUCCUGGAAAGCGUCGAAGGCAUGUCACUGAAGGAUUACGCUGCCGGGAAAGAGCAGGAACCUGCCCGCACGAGAGAUCCCAAGGAGCCAUCCGAAACUGGAGCCCCGGCUGAACCAUCAUCGAUCGUCCUUCCAAAGGCAAUUAUCGAUCACCUGGAGCAACACCUACAAGACAAGAUAACUACGGAAGCUAAACGGGGUGAGGAUGCAUCGGGAAAUGGCAAGCCGCCGGGCGAUAAGGAGGAGGUCGAGAAAGCAAAGGAUGAGCUGAAAGGAGAGGCCGCGCCGACUAAGUCUGAACCCACUGCUGAAACAGACGAUAAGCCAAAGGUCGAGGAAGCAAAGGAUGAGCAUCUAGGCAAGGACACGCAGACUAAAUCUGAACCUCGCGUUGAAACGGAGUCUAGCGGCAAGUCGGAUGCGCACGAAUCUGACACGACAAAAGAACCAGUCACAACCGAGGCCGCUAGCACUGAAGGAAAACUUUAG